This is a messenger RNA of Procambarus clarkii (red swamp crayfish), 3363 nucleotides long. RefSeq lists its product as uncharacterized. The record is from RefSeq and is a predicted model, not a curated record. NCBI's taxonomy places the organism in Eukaryota, Metazoa, Arthropoda, Malacostraca, Decapoda, Cambaridae.
UUGGAGGUGAGGGUGAGGCGGCCGCCGCUCUGUGGCGCGCACACCAUGUGACUCUCCAACACCCUACCACCACCACCAGUCUCGCUCCCUGGCGCCCCACCACCACCACGUCUCGCCCUUACUGAAGGCUCGAGCACAGUAAUCCCAGGCGAGCAAAGUGAAGUUAAUGAAACAAGGAAAAGACUCAAUAAUAAAUGUGAGCUUCAGUGACAGUGAUUACCAACUGGUUUUUAUUUUGUGUUUAUUAUAUUUUUUGGCAUCAUAAGACAGGCCAUGCCAGCCACCAGACCCACGAACUAGUACCUCUGAGUGUUAUGUCAUGAAAGUGAUAACUUUGAAGUUUCUAAAAGUGAUCAUGUGAUCUUCAUGACAAUAAAAGUAUGACUAUUAAGAGGCGGCGCCAGAAGGAAGCUCAGCACCUGGGCCAAACCUUAAGACACUGAUUCCCAGGAGAGCAGGAGGGCGAGGCAAGCACGGUGAUGUGCAAGCGGAGACGAGGCCGGUGCUCCAGAGUGGUCAACUACGCGAUGGCGCUGGAUCACGAGUGGGGCGCCGCGGCCUUGCGACUCUUCCUGCUCCUUGUGGGACUUGCUGCCAACGGUUGGAGUUUGCGGGUGUCUGGAGUACAGGUCCCGCCGGUGGUGAUAUCUGGGUCGACAGUGAAGCUCGAGUGUAAAUACCACCACAGCACCGACCGUCCCGACCCGCUCUACUCGGUCAAGUGGUACAGGGAUGUGAACCAGUUCUACGAGUACAUCCCCAGGAGGACCCCGCCCAUCCGGGUCUAUCCGCUCCCGCAUAUCAAUGUCGACGAGAGCCGCAGUUCGCGAGAGAUAGUGACGCUGACGAAGGUGUCGAAGGAGACUUCCGGCAACUUUCGGUGUGAAGUGAUGGGCGAUAAACCUUUCUUCGAGACGGACGACCAUGCGGUGAACAUGACGGUGGUGGACGUGCCUCUCUGGGGCCCUGAGGUCUGGGGGGUGACCCAGAACGAGAGGGUGCGGCCCGGGGAGGUGGUGGUGGCCCGGUGCCAGGUGGGCCAGUCUGACCCACCCGCCGACAUCACCUGGAUCGUCAACUCAGGGAGGGAACCCACCCUGGCCCACCAUCGCUCCCUGCAGACUGACCGACGCGGCGAACGAAUUCAAGUCUCUGAGCUGCAGGUGACGGUGACGGAGGAGUGGCUGGCUCGCGGGGCGAUGGUCCUCACCUGCCAGGUGCAGGUCUCCUCUAUCUAUCACAAGACAGCCAACGUCACGCUCAUCCACGCUGACUGGCCCCAACCCGCUGAGUUCGGCUGGUUCUCCUCAGGUUCAUCUCCGCAGUGCUCCUUGCUGCUACUGCUGCUCCUGUCCGCUGUGACGCUGUGACGUUGUGCUUCCUACUGUUCCUGUCUGCUGUGACGUUGUGUUCCUUACUGUUUAUGUCUGCGCUGACAUGUGAUUUACUGCUCCCUGCUGCUGCUGUCUGCUGUGACGUUCUUCUGGCUACCGUGACGAUGAGAACAGAGCCCCUCUGACAUAGCAUCGUGACGCAGAUCUCCCUCCGCCUACUGCUGCCUUAUAUGAAGCUCUUCUGUCUGCUGUAAACGCAGCGCUCCCUGCUUCGGUGCUGCAUGCUCUGACAGUCUCUUGUCUCCUGUUAUUUUGUUUUCUAGUUGCUGUUUCCUGACGUGACACCGUUUCCAGUGGCACUUUUCUUCCUGCUGAGCCGCUGUGUGGUGCUUCUCUCUCCUGAGAUUCCGGCAGGGUAGGGGAGUGCGAUACUAUAAUGAAUUAUAUAACGGCCUGGCGGCAAGGGAGCGUACCCCCUGGCAGCUAUAGGGAGCGUACCCCCUGGCACCUAUAGGGAGCGUACCCCCUGGAGACUAUUGGGAGUGUACCCCCUCUGACAUUCCUUGACCUAGCGUGGGGUCGAGUGUGUAGCGGCACUGAUAUUAUACUAAUACCAAUGGAGUGCUAAGUCUCAUGGCGUGAGAGCGACGUGAAGUGAUGUUGGUAGUGUAUUGCCAUUAUCUCCUGAGUGACGGUACUGGUCUGCGUCAACUUCUAUGAAGACAAAUUGACGAUUAAUAAGGGUUUCUGUCCGCUGGGGCCGUGUGAUGUGAUGAUAUAGCAGUUUUGUGACGCGUUAGAAAUACAUUUGGCUUAACGGUGAGAGAUUAGCAUUGAUGUUAUAAUGGUGAUGGGAUGUUACAAUGUUAGUUUACAAAUGUUGAAGCUUGAAACACAUAGAAGAUCAUGAGAUGAUUGGGUCGAGAUUAUAAUAAUUUACACUGACGUUGUUCAUUGUCUCCCACAUAACUGUCGAGUCACAUUGUUGAACGUCUCCAUCCCUUGCGGCAGUACUGAGAAUCCCAGAACACUUGUUCAUCUCCAACUGCAGAACUCUGCAUACCAGAACACGUGUUCAUCUCCUGCUGCAGAACUCUGCAUACCAGAACACGUGUUCAUCUCCUGCUGCAGUAGUCAAAUUCUCUAAACAUGGAAGACUUUACUAAUCUAAUGAUAAUCACUGACUCCCUGUCAUACCAGUUAAUAUUAAUGUUUUAUUUCUCUCCCCUUGCUUAAUCCUUCUAUCGUCCCCUUCACCCCACGUUUAAUUGGCCUCUUCUCAUCGUUCUCAAUCUCUCUUUGUCUGUCUCUUUGCGUCUGUCUGUCUCUCUUUGUCUCUGUCUCUUUGUGCUAGUAUUCCUUUUUAUCUGUCUAUCUGCGUCUGCCUCACUUUGUCUCUCUCUUCGUCUUUGUUUCUCUCUCUCUCUUGCCAUUUGAGUCUGUCUCUGUGACAGUUCCUUUUUGUCUGUGUGUCUGUCUCUUUCUCUUCGUGUCUGUCUCAGCCUCUCUUUCUCUCGCGUGUGCUCCUACUUCGUAAUUUAGCCUGACGUCACGGUGGUUUCCGCCUCACAACACGCUGUUGUAAACGCUUGAGUGUCCGUUGCUCAGUGACAGUACGCUGCGUUUCUCCUUUUCUUACACUUCCUAAAUGAGUAAGACUUAUGUCCCUCCUUUCUCUGUGCACCGCCACCUACCUCUUAUGCAUUUCCUGUAAUCUUUGUUUUAUUUUCACUGCGUUCGCUGUCAUUCUUAUUUCACCCUUUUAUAUUUCAUGUUUGUUUAGAGCCUUGCUCUAACUUUAUUUUCUUGGUGUUUCGUUACUUUCUUCUCCUAUACUUACUUCCUCAGAUCUAGGCAGUGUCUGGGAUGCUCCCGGACGCUGGUUCGAAUCCUCGUCACGGCCCUUGAGGAUUUGUUCGUUUCCUCAGAUCCUCCUUACUUUCAGGACUAGUUUUUCUUGUACAGUGUCAGGGUCUUUCAGACAGAUGUAAAUUGUUUUUUUUUUGCUCAAUGCUCAAUGAUAUAUAUA